This is a messenger RNA of Hippoglossus stenolepis (Pacific halibut), 2241 nucleotides long. Its product is annotated as extracellular matrix protein 1. The record is from RefSeq and is a predicted model, not a curated record. Gene Ontology annotation, cellular component: extracellular region. Lineage: Eukaryota; Metazoa; Chordata; Actinopteri; Pleuronectiformes; Pleuronectidae. The transcript is spliced from 11 exons. Bases 331 to 1815 code for a protein of 494 amino acids. Gene Ontology annotation, biological process: regulation of bone mineralization; signal transduction.
AAACUUGUGUUCAGACAUGCGUGUCUCAGAGGACUCAAGGACUUUGGAGGGAUCAGCAGUGAGUCAUGGUGAAAAACUUCCCUCCCUCCUUCCUCUCACUCCUCCCUGAAACCCCACUUCCACCAUAGAGUGGGUUUGCGGGGGUCUCUCUCUCUCCCUGACGGACAGCACGGGAGCUUCUGCUGGACCAAUUACCGGGCCCGUCUGUGCGCGCUGCCCCGCUGAGGGUGUUUACUGGGCGGCCUCUGGGAGUCAGUCAGCCCGGUAGACAGUCAUAAAGACAGACCGCUGCAGCACCGACACAGACACACACACACCGACAAGAUCGCAAUGGACUCGUCUUGGCCUCUAGUCUGUUCCACCCUGUUGCUCUGGGUUUUACUGAGCUCAGCAUCCACAGAUGAAGGCUUCGUUGGGCAGGUUGAAGUCACUUUUGACCUUGAGCAAGAAGGGAUGGAAGACGCCUUUCUCCAGAAAGAGGUGGAUUGGGCAGAUCUCUUCGAUCCCAAAGAGUUUCCCAUGCAGCGGAUAAUGGAGUCUCCACCAGAAAAGGUUGACACCCUGAGUGAGAGAGGGGGUUCCAGACCAAGACCAAGAGGGCAUCAACCCCGUUCCUUUGGGGGCCCUCCUAUAGACUACCCUGUUCAGUUUCCCCUCAGCCGCCCGACCCUCGAGAAUCUCAAAGCCAUCUGUGUCCACGGAGAGCAUCGUCCUCGCUACCCAGACUCUUACUUUCCUACCUCUAGUUUUGGUCAGCUGAAGAGACGGGCCAAAGCGGUCAACAACGCAGAGUCCUGGUUGAGCACAUGCUGCGAAAGGAACCAGACGUGGGAGAGGGAAGUGACUCUGUGUUGCGCCACACAGGCAUGGGAGCUGUCAGUCAAAUCCUUCUGUAAGGAAGACUCAUCGGUGAAGGAUCGUUUGUAUCACUGCUGCAGACUUACAGGCCGCGACAGGCUAGACUGCUUCAACAACGACUCUCCGAACCCGAACUACGAGCCCACAGAGGAGAUCCCGUUGCCACCGCUGCCCUCUACUAUCGACUUCACCUUUAACCCCAAAACUUGCCAGAGCACAGUGACUCCACACAGUGUCAGAGGAAAGAAGAAGAUGACACCAUCUACAUCGCAGAAAGUCGACAUCAAGUUUCCUCCUGGACGACCCACUGCAGAUUCUGUUGAGUCACUGUGUCGCGACCAGGCCCUUCGUCCCCGCUACAGUGUCAAGUGCCUGCCAGGUACAGGCUACGAGUGGCUGUCUCAUCAGGCAAAGACCAUUAAUCGAAUGGAGAAGGGAUUCAAACAUUGCUGCAAAAAGAAGCAGGACGUGCUCAACUGUGCUGAACAGAAGUGGAGUGAGGAGCUUAACAAAUUUUGCUCGGUUAAGAAAGGUGGAGAGUCGGAUUUCCACUGUUGUGUAGUUGAAGGAGCAAAUGAUCGACUCAACUGCUUCCACAACAUUUCUCCUGACCCUCAUUAUAAUAUGACUUCUGAGGAGAUCUCACUCGACAAAAUCUGCGACACUUACAAGAUCAUUAAGAAGAAGUUCCCUGUUGGUUUUCCUCUCAAAGGCUUUGUUGAGCAAUGCUGCCCCCUGCCUGAACAAGACAAGACCAUUUGUUCUAUGCAAAAGCUCGAGGAAAUGUCAGCGUCCUUGUGUUCAUCUGAGAAGGCCUCUGCUCCAGCCAUCCGUCGCUGCUGCCGCACGUCUUCACAAGAAACUCCCGACUGUAUAUCCAAAAUUCUCAUGGACGCCAUCACCAAAGCAACCAAGGUCUUACGUCAGAAGAAGAAGAAAAGGUGCCCGAUCUCCUAAAUCCUUUUGACCUUUUGCUGCUGAGCCUACUGGCACCUGACCAUUAGGGAAAUGGUAAAGCUCGUAGCAGAGGUAUCAUUCAGUCACUCAACAGAAAAAUGAUUGCAGCACAAAUUACACUUAGUCACUUCUGUGAGAUCAAAAGAAUAUACACAAUGUGGACCAAAUUCUAGCUUCUUCUGCUUUUGUCUGUGAUCACAUCUCAUCAUUUAUGUAUAAACAGAUUUAUUAAUAAAUGCACAGCUCAUUAAACAGAUGUUGUUACAGCUGUGUCACCAUUACCCCUGUUUUUAUUUGUUUCUUAUUUCUUUUUACUACAUUGCAUUUUCUUGAUUCUUUGGAGCUGCAAGAUCAGUUCCCUUUCAUUUUUUUUGUGUGGUUAAGAUCGUAUCUACAACAGUUCUAAUAAAACAUUUUUUAAAUAUA